GGACGGCACUCGGUCCCGGUGCGGCCUCGGCGCGAGGAACGGCCGCGAGGAGCGGCGCGGAGUCGCGACAGGCGCGCGGCGUAUCGGGAGCUGGGAGGAAACGCGACACCUGCGGCUGUCGCCCGCACCGCGCGGCACGGCUGAGCGCGCGGAAGCCGAGCGGGGCCGGGGCGGCACGAGGCUGGGGCGAAACGCGCCGUCCUGUGAGGGAGCGGCCGGAGCAGCGGGUGCCGGGCUGCGCUGCCGCUCCUCCGACGGCCCGCCCUCCUGUGUGCCGGUCUUUAUUCGGGCGCUUGGCUCUGGGGGCUGUCAUCCGUUUUGGCGGCUGGAGCCCGAUCUUUGAUCUGAUCCGUCAGUGGUUGCUGACGACGCGUCGUCACCGUGGGUCUUUUUUUUCUGCAUAUAGUGUAGAUUGGAUGCGUACCCUUCUAACGCGGUGUUUUUAUUUCAAGAAAGCCUUUAACGCGGGGACGCGUCGGCCCCUGGGGGCGUGGAAGUGAUGGAGUGAGGGCAGGUGCCGGCAUGGCACGUGUGCACGGUCACUGUGUAGUGAACGGCCUUUUGGAACGAGCAGAGGGCUGGUUGUUGCAUAACAGUGUGCUUCAGAGUGAAUUCUCUCUGGAACCAUCAGUCACUGAUGAAGAUACAGUGUGUUUUGAAGCGCCCUUCGUCGUUCAACUAAUACUUGCCAAGAGACAGAAAGGGUUGUAUGUUUUUAAAACUUUCAAGCUACCUGGUGUAACAUCUUUAUAAUGCCAGCACGAACUUAAUUAUGCCUGGAUUGCCAUUGUUGCUCAGUGCUGAAACAUCCUGUCAGGUCCUCUGCGCCCAGUCUUCCUGGUUUCUUUGUCUGCCCAAUGUGCUAUGGGACACGAUGGGAAACAGCCUCAAGGAAUAGGCUCACCUAGUGUCUACCACGCUGUGAUAGUGAUAUUCUUGGAGUUUUUUGCUUGGGGACUCCUGACAGCACCCACUCUGGUGGUUUUGCAUGAAACCUUCCCAAAACACACAUUUCUAAUGAAUGGUCUAAUUCAAGGAGUAAAGGGCUUAUUAUCAUUCCUCAGUGCCCCACUCAUAGGUGCCCUGUCUGACGUGUGGGGACGAAAGUCCUUCCUGCUGCUAACAGUGUUUUUCACCUGUGCACCAAUACCACUAAUGAAGAUCAGCCCAUGGUGGUACUUCGCUGUUAUAUCUGUCUCUGGAGUUUUUGCUGUGACGUUUUCUGUGGUUUUUGCGUAUGUAGCAGACAUAACCCAAGAACAUGAAAGAAGCAUGGCCUAUGGUUUGGUUUCAGCAACCUUUGCAGCAAGCUUAGUUACCAGCCCUGCUAUCGGUGCCUACCUUGGUCGGGUCUAUGGAGACAGCUUGGUUGUGGUCCUGGCUACGGCAAUAGCCUUGUUAGACAUUUGCUUUAUUCUUGUUGCUGUACCAGAAUCGCUGCCGGAGAAGAUGAGGCCGGCGUCCUGGGGAGCGCCCAUUUCCUGGGAACAGGCUGACCCUUUUGCAUCCUUGAAGAAGGUUGGCCAGGACUCAAUAGUGCUGCUAAUCUGCAUCACAGUCUUUCUUUCCUACCUCCCAGAGGCAGGUCAAUAUUCCAGCUUCUUCCUAUACCUCAGACAGAUAAUGGGAUUUUCAUCUGAAAGUGUUGCAGCAUUUAUAGCAGUCCUUGGAAUUCUUUCCAUUAUUGCACAGACAAUAGUUUUGAGUUUACUUAUGCGGUCCAUUGGAAAUAAAAACACCAUCCUACUGGGUCUAGGAUUUCAAAUACUGCAGCUUGCGUGGUACGGCUUUGGAUCUGAACCUUGGAUGAUGUGGGCAGCAGGAGCUGUUGCAGCCAUGUCCAGUAUUACUUUCCCAGCUGUAAGUGCACUGGUGUCACGAACUGCUGAUGCUGACCAACAGGGUGUUGUUCAAGGGAUGAUAACAGGAAUUAGAGGCUUAUGUAAUGGUUUGGGACCUGCGCUUUAUGGCUUCAUAUUCUACAUAUUUCACGUUGAACUGAAUGAACUCCCUAUGCCUGAAUCACCAUCAGGAGGUACUGUCGUCACACAAUACCAGUUACAACAGAACUCUAUAAUUCCUGGACCCCCAUUCUUAUUUGGGGCAUGCUCUGUGCUGCUGGCACUGCUUGUUGCCUUGUUUAUUCCUGAACACACCAACCUAACUGUACGAUCCAGCAACUGGAAGAAACACUGUGGCAGUCACGGCCAUCCCCACAGUCCACAAGCUCCUGGUGAAGCUAAAGAACCAUUACUGCAAGACACAAAUGUAUGACAAAAAAAAUCUAGGAAGACUUUUUAGACAUUUUUCAUCAGCAGUUUGGGAUACACAUUCCACUUCCAUCAAAAAGAACUUCUUAAGGUAAUCUUCAGAAUUAUCUUUCUGCAUGAAAUUUAUAGGAAUUAAAAAAAAAAAACAAAAACUUCCAAAGAUGUUGCCAUUACAUUAAUAAUAUGCUUUUUCUUUCUUAAAAGUUAAGUACUUAUCUCUUGCCAUGAAAUACUGUUACUAUUAAACUUUACAUUCUAGUUCAGAGACAAAAGAAUAUAGUCAAGAUAUGAGCAUGUGUCCUUCUGUUUCCUUAAGGUGGUGAGCUUUAAUUCUACUCAUGCUAAGUCUCAAUGAGACAUACUAGCAUCCGUGUGGACCCAUUCAUUUUAAUGUUGUAAAAUCUUGGGUCAGAUGAUUCAAAGCCUUAAUGUAAAUGUACUCAAGUAGGGAAAAGGUGAACUGGUAUCAUUUAUUUUAAAAAAGUCAUAUGGUGGAUUUGUUGUUUUUUUGUUUUUUUUUUUUAAAGUUUGUACUAAUAUAAAAACUACAAGCACGCUUGCUGAACAGUGAAAGUUAUUUUUAUGUAAGUGCAUUUACUCUAUUUUUGAACAAAUGGUAGUAUCAAACAUUUGUUUAAAUAUUAGGUGGGUGUUUUGAGCCUACAGAUUUUAAUAUGGGCUCUAAAACUCUGCUUUCAUAAAUACUGUUUAUUAUACCACUAUAUUUCUGAUGUUUGCGUAAUCAUACAAGGACCUCAAAACUUGAAUACAGACUGAACUAUAAGCUGAUAGCCUUGAAUAUGUCAGUGUGCUAUAUAUAGUGGCCUUUGAGGACUGUCACAGUAACCCUUUUACAUUACAGAGCUAAUGUUUUAGUCCUAAAUUUUCAGGACCCCUUAGUACAGAAGAAAGCUUUAUACAAUGACAGAUGUGAAUUUCUCUAAAAGUGUAUAUUUUUGUGUCCAGUUGUAUUAUUUAAGUGUUCCUUUGUAUAAAUUUGUGUAUAAAGUAUUGUAUAGGUUUAAAACAUUUUCAUCUUGUGGUUAUUGCUUAAUGCUUUUUUACCUUUGAACAUUCACCAUGGUUGACCAAGAGCAGGAAAAAAUAUGUAAAUAUACUGUUAAUAAAGCUGAAUAUUUUAAUGAAUUUUUAAAUAAUAGUCAUGUCAUUUGCAACCUUAAAGUCAUAUACUAUAUUUCUUAUACUGCAGUAGGUCUGAGAAAAGCCUGGAGUACUUUUAUUUGUUAGCUAAGGCUGCCUUCAGCAUACAGGUAUUUUCCGUUCUGUUCAGCAGCACCAUUUAUCUGCAGCUCUCAGUUCCUUAAUAUUCUUAUGGAUAUGAACUACAUAAGUGAUAGUUGCUUAUGGAGGCAGUUCACAUUCAGUGUACUGCAAUUCUGCCUUUCCUGUUCUGAAAUUUGUUCAUCUUUUCACAUCCUUUUAAGUUUUCUUAUACCCACUAACGCUGACCUAGAAAAAGCAGUGCAAGCACACAACUUAGAAAUGGGUGGCUGCCAAACGGGAACCCUACGUGCAGCACAGCGCUGGGCCGGUACUGCAGCAGUGCGUGGGGAGCAAAGGAGCUGGGAGGAAAGUCCAGAGAAAGGUGAGUAAAACAUCACCAUUCUGGCAUUUACCUCAUCUUGGUACGUCCCAGUACCAGACAUGGUAACUGAAUACUCUUAAAGCAUUACUUUUCAGAGUUUUUGAUAAACGUUUAAUAUUUCUAGAGAAGCUUGUACAUUUCAAAACAAACAGAUACAAGUAAACACGGUGCUGAUUAUAAACAAAUAUACACAUUUUGCACUGCAAAACAAACCACUUAAAUAUACAGUCCUCAGCUGCAGUUAAAUAUCUAAGGUAUGAAGUAUCUUUAAAAACAGAAGUACGUAGACAGUCUCUGCAAUAAAAGUGUAUUUUGGAUGUUCCAAGUACGUGCCUGCCAUAUUUAAGAAUGAAAUAUAGUUACAUGAUUCCAGCAUUUGAGCCUAGAUAGAACAUGCUGAAUAGGUUUAGUCCAUUGCAAUUUGAAUGUCAGAAUAUUUUAAGUAGGUUUCUGUGCAGUAUUAUGUUUGUAAAGUAGGAUUAGUAAAUACAAGUCGGCUUUAGUUCAUCUGUUACAAUGUUCAGAUACAUAGUUUUAUAGUAUUUAAUGCUAAUUGGUUGUUAGGAAUGUAGUACUGGCAGAUGGGUAAGAAGUUACGGCAGCCCAAGGUGACGUCUUUAAACCUUAGUUUUCACCGAAGGUAUAAAUGGUUUAGGAUCUUCCAUUAUAUUCUUUAUAAAUUUAUAUGCAAUUCAAAUUAGUAAGGUUUCCAAAUUAAAACUGCUAGAGAGGAAGGGGUCAUGUUAACUCACAAGCUUGACUGUUAUUAAAAUAAACAGCCCAGAAAGUGCUGGAAAAUUAUCUGCAACAUCCUUUCUUUGAAGGACCUAGAGGAAAGUGUUAUAAGGAAUCAUGUUUCCUAUCAGGGAAUACCAGAGAAUACACUUCGUUAGAGAGUCACACUUGUUAAAUACUAUAGCAAAAAAAGUGAGUGCCAAUUACUUGGGUUUUUUGGAAGACUACAGGCCAGGAAAAAAUGCAGCACUUAAUUCAGUGACUGAAGUACAGUGGUUGAGGCUGCUUAAAGCACUGUCUUUUCUGAAUCAGCUGAAAAGGC
Messenger RNA from Phasianus colchicus (ring-necked pheasant), 4933 nucleotides. It is a transcript of the gene SLC71A1, whose product is annotated as solute carrier family 71 member 1. Gene Ontology annotation, biological process: transmembrane transport. NCBI's taxonomy places the organism in Eukaryota, Metazoa, Chordata, Aves, Galliformes, Phasianidae. The record is from RefSeq and is a predicted model, not a curated record. Gene Ontology annotation, cellular component: membrane. Gene Ontology annotation, molecular function: transmembrane transporter activity.